CCACACCUUCAGUGGGCAAGCUCAUGCUGGGAUCGAAGCGAACAGGGGGACCCCCCGGGUAUAUAAUGGCCGUUCCCGCUCGCAUCAACUCCACGUCCUCCUUCACUCUCCCCCACCCUCACCAAGCAAAGAACCAACUCCAACAUUGCUCCAUCACGUUAUAACAAUCAACAUGCGGCAUUGUGAGACUGACCCAGAUUUCGAGAGUGAGCUCUUCGAAGAGGUCAAGGCAGCGUUGAACGCAAAGUUUGGGGUUUCCCAAUAUGCUCUCCCGCUGCCGCUUCUCCUCGUCGAUGUAUUUGCGGAGACGCAACUGCUGUGCCAAGAACCUGCGGAGGAGACCAUCGCCAUUAGCGCCCACAUGUCGGUGCGCAUUCGUGCCUUUUACGAGCAGAUGGCCGCUGCCUACAACGGGACCGAGGAUCCGCCAGCCAGCAUCGGCAUCAAGCUCGAAAUCCAGCCGCAGAACUUUGAGCCAGAGGCGCCAGAAUGCCACCAUCGCAGGUAUCACUCGCGCCGCCUGCAGCUGCACGACCCCGAGACACUGCCAGAUCUGCCCUUUGUGAGCAGCCUGACCAUCAGGUCAAGGUCGUACGGCUCCGAUGCCGAAAACGCGACAGACAUACGCCCUCUGUCUCCCCUCGUGCCGCUGCAGUGCCUUGUCCACCUGCCGGCUGUCCAAGAGUGGAAUGCCCCCUGGUUAUGGGAGCGGCCCAUGCCCUCCCCCAUACCGAGUAGGGUGAUGCGCGAGCACUACACCUGGCCGUGGGAGGGCCCCCUGCGAGACGCCCGCCACGAGUUCGGCGCCGCCAUCAUGGACCAGGAGAAGCACCUCUGCGGGAAAAGGAUCCCCGCCAGUCUGACCAGGGCCUCACUGCACUUCUGGCCUUUCUUCUCGCUCCCCAAGCAGGACCAGUCCAUGGCCCGGCCGAACCUGAUCCAUCCCGCGGAAAAAGACCCGGUGUCUGUCGGUCUGUGCAAGCUCGGUGCCCAGCUAAGCCUGUUCGAUGUGCGUGCUGUCGUCACUCCAGACCUGUUCCCCAGUCCCGAGGCAUCAACCGACCAUCAGUGGUCACAGAUGCGGCGAUUCCGGCUCGAGUUUCAUUCCCUCCGUCCAGACGGGCGGUGGUACUUCGUUGGCCCCGGUGGCGAGGAUCCGCAUGACUCUGAACAAGGAGGAUACAAGAUCUCAGACACCGAACACUACCCUCGCGAGACCGACACGGACGAGGACAUGGACGUCGACGCCGAGUACGGCGACAACCCGGACAACGAGUAUGAUUACUAUCUAGACAUGUUCCGCACCGAGCCCUGCAGGGAGCGCAUCGAGCCCCUGCUUGCGGCGUUUGCCAAGUCUCUGUCCCGCGACAAUAUGCCGAGCCUCGUGGACGCCGAGAUAUUCACGCACCUGUGGUGGGUUCCUUCAGACGACAUAGAAAUGAAGGAAUAUGGUCUGCCGAUGAAAAAGGGCCACAGAUGGGGUGUCAAGUUCAUUGCUGGGCGUGAUAGUAAAAAGCAAAAGGACGGCGAUGCUGCUGCUGCGGCACCAUCACCACCGGUUGUGCAGUGGCAGGUUGGUGACUGGAGACCCAGCGAGGAGGUCAUGAGUUUGUUCGAAAGCCUAGGACGGCAGGAGUGGCUCGACCUCGAGUGGCACAGGUAUAGAUGUUCGGCGGGGCGCGACCUACUGGGAAACAGCGAGUCUUCACCCAUAUAGUCGGGCGGGCAACCAGAAUCCUUUGUUGGGGAUUUCGAGAACAAGUGGUCUGAUACCUUUUUAGAAAUGGCGGGUUGAACAUGCGAUUGCAGCAGCCGGGAGGGCAGGAACGUAAGCUCAUUAUCAUCAAGUAUCCUGAGGAGUUCCGCACAUGGUCAUUUCGGCAGAUGCUCAAGAUAAACAACUACUACUACUGCGUCUAUUCCAGCCUGGACAGAUCUCAAAAUGAGAAUGCAGGCUUACAUGUCGUGAAUGAACGUUCUUUGAACUUUGAGUGAUUCUGUAGCAGUAUUUGUUGUGAAACGUGAGGUGGUUGUGGUGGUGAAGAAGCGUUGGCCGAUGACCGAAGCAAGCGUCCCUUGAGAUCAUGGCUUUGCCAGUAGCGAGGCGGUAUACAGAAAUGGCCUCCUGAGGAGCCAGGCGGUAAAUGCUACAGCUGCAGCAAGCACAGUCCUUCCUCAAUCAC
Messenger RNA from Dothidotthia symphoricarpi CBS 119687, 2183 nucleotides. RefSeq lists its product as uncharacterized. The transcript has a single exon. The record is from RefSeq and is a predicted model, not a curated record. Lineage: Eukaryota; Fungi; Ascomycota; Dothideomycetes; Pleosporales; Dothidotthiaceae. Bases 173 to 1717 code for a protein of 514 amino acids.